CCUUUGGAGUUUGGGAGGAGAGACGUGGGGAGGAGGGGGGGUGGAGAGGCUGCCUCUGUCAGGGCCUUCGUCAGAGCCAAGUGGCCAGGAAGAGCCUCAGCCCCUGCACGGCGGCGAGCAGCGAGCUCUGGGACACGAGCCGCGGGACCGCAGACAAGAUGAAGCAGCUCUUCCUCCUCUUCCUCCUCGGGCUCAUCACCAGGUCCUUGCAGAUCGAAGACAACAAGAUCCCUGGGCUGUGCUCAGGGCAGCCUGGCAUCCCGGGCACCCCGGGCCUGCACGGGGGCCAGGGUUUGCCAGGCAGAGACGGACGAGAUGGCCGGGAUGGAGCCAUGGGGAUGCCAGGGGAGAAGGGCGACAUGGGCCCUCCUGGAGUGCCCGGUCCCCGCGGGGAGGUGGGCAGCCCCGGCGUGGACGGGCUGCACGGUGAGAAGGGGGCUCAGGGCGAGUGCGCCGUGGCUCCUCGCUCCGCCUUCAGCGCCAAGCGCUCCGAGUCGCGCAGCCCUCCCCUGGCCGACCAGCCCAUCCUCUUCGACGUGGUGCUCAUCAACGAGCAGGGCCACUACGACCCGGCCACGGGCAAGUUCACCUGCGAGGUGCCCGGCCUGUACUACUUCGCCGUGCACGCCACCGUGUACCGCACCAGCCUGCAGUUCGACAUCAUGAAGAACGGCCGCUCCAUCGCCUCCUUCUUCCAGUACUACGGCAACUGGCCCAAGCCCACCUCGCUCUCGGGGGGCUCCCUGGUCCGCCUGGAGCCCGAGGACGAGGUGUGGGUGCAGGUGGGCGUGGGGGACUACAUCGGCUUCUACGCCAGCGUCAAGACGGACAGCACCUUCACCGGCUUCCUCGUCUACUCCUACUGGCAAAACUCCGCCGUGUUCGCCUGAGCCCGCCCCGGUGCCCCUUCCCAGCCCCCAGCGCGGUGGGAGCGGGGGCAGCGGGACCCCUGCCCUGCUCAGAAACGCAGAAACACUCCUUGUACCAUGGCGGGGGUGGAGGAACACCCCUGGAGCAGCGCUGGGACGGAGCCCGCGGUUAUUUCGGGCACCCCCAGCGCAGGGCAAGCCGGGCUGAGUGGCCAGGAGCCCAUCCCGGGGGUCCUGCCCCGUCCCUCCCCUCAAUAAAGGGCUGCUCAGCUCCGCGUGUGCCACCUA
Motacilla alba alba is the source of this 1157-nucleotide messenger RNA. It is a transcript of the gene C1QTNF5, whose product is annotated as C1q and TNF related 5. The record is from RefSeq and is a predicted model, not a curated record. The transcript has 3 exons. Lineage: Eukaryota; Metazoa; Chordata; Aves; Passeriformes; Motacillidae. The coding region runs from base 159 to 890 and encodes 243 amino acids. Gene Ontology annotation, molecular function: protein binding.